AUGGUGUGCCUAAAUUUCGCUAUCAGCGGCAGUGCAGUGGCGGGCACCGCCGACGUAACGUACUUCAAGCUGCUGCUGAACAAAACUGUUACUAUAGUUUGUGAUAUGUCAGUGACAGGAUUCACGGAGCAGAAUGGUAUUUUGAUGGUGGCGAAGGAACUUGCCGACAAUGCAGUUGACGCGUGCACUCAUGUUGACAAGCCCUGCUACGGUUUCCAUCCCAACCCGCGCGUGGAGGUCGACGUUCGUCAUCUGUUGGACGAGUCAUUUGGGCAGCUAUUUGCUACUUCGAAAACCAACGACUCGAGCGUGAGCGGCGUGUUCGGAAUUGGCUUAAAGAUGGCAAUGAUGUACUGUCACCGGAGUGCUGCAUCCCUCUUGAGGAUGAAAGUUAGAGUUUCACCAAGCGAAGUAUGGAGGUUCCGGGUAAGGUCCGACGUCAGCGGGCAGUCGGCAGAUAUCGAAGAUUUUGAAACGGCCAAAGAGGACGUGGACACGUGGCCGUGGAUGACGGAAGUAGCUGCGGAAGUGAAGGGCCAGUGGAAUGACGAGAUGAAAGGAUCAUUUCUAAGCUACAUAACUGCCAUCAAUUUCUUAAAACCCGAAAUCUCGCUCUGGAUUUCGACAGAAUCAGAGAAUGUAAAUGCUCUUACCCCUGAAGUCAGGGGCAAUGGGCUGCUACAGUGUCUUAUUUCUUUGACGCAAAUUGCGUCACACAAAGUUAUUGCCCAAACGCAGCAGGUGGUGAAUGACGGCGGGUACACGGUUCGAAUAAUUGGGAUUGCCGUGGCAAUCACCGAGGACUCCCAAAAACAGACGGAGUGGGGCUCUGUCCGGGUUUUGCGCACCUUCAACUCCAUGCCUCUGCUGCCUGAAGACGCCCCAGUUUGCGCGAUUGACAAGGCGACUAGGGAGUUUCUGGACAAAAAAGGCGCUCGGUUCGGCUUGCUGACAAAGAAGAGACAGCGGAAGCCUCCUGGAUCUAUGAAGGCUGCCAUUGCUGCUCCUGUUGAACCUACACCUUCGCGGGCUCCUGCAAACACAUACGACCGCUUGCUCGGGGCAGCGUACCCACACCGUGUGUGGUUUGCCGGACCAACUGUUUGGUCAGACAUUGUUCUGGUCAUCAGCGUCGACAAUGAAGAGGCGUGCUUCGGCAGUUUGUGCAAAACGUAUUUGCGGGAGUCGUCCGCUCUCUCGAAAAGUCUGUGCAGUGCGCUGUUGGCUACGUUUGAGGACUUCAAGACACAUGACCCUGCCGCAUUCAUGUCAAUCGCUGAACGCGAGAUGAAAGAAGCUCGCGAAAUCUACAUUCCGCAGAUGGCUCAAUCGAUGGCACAGAUCAUCUGCCGCUCUGAUAAUGAAGAGUUCAAAAAUGCGUCUUUCAUGAUUCUUUCCGUUGAACGCGAGCCAAAGGGAUACGUGGCGCCGCGAUCGGGUUCGCGAGCAAUGGCAAGCGAGCCAAGCGAACGAACAACGUCUGCCGCAAAACGAAUGAAGACAAACGACCCACUGGAGAAGCUCACGGAGAAGUUGGAAGCACUCAUACUGACGAAACUGGAAAAAAAAUGUGCGACGAAGACCAAAGAAUGCAACCCUGGAGAAACCGCUAACCCUGCCCUUGCGUCCGAUACGGAGUCCUCGUCAGAGGAAGCAGAAGAAGAGUAAAACCGCCACGUCAUACGCAGCAGUUUACCGCUCGAGCCAUCAAGCAUUCGAGGCUUUUCACAGCCCCCCACAGUGCAUGGAUCGCGCUGUAUCGGUACUUGUUAGAUGGAUACCUUUCAAUAGUACCAAGCGCAGCGACGCUGCUUUCAUUAGAAAGACACAACCUCGUGUCCUUUCCUUCCUGACCACGGUUCCACCGACUGGGGUAAAGGUGACAAAGUAUAAUCGUCGUUCGUCCGUGUCUCUAGAUCUUCGGUAAAACCUUCAUCUUCGUAGUCAUCUUUCACCGUUCGGCACCCCAGCGUGGCGGGGGGAGGCAUGUACCCUUGAGAAACCGAGAACAUUUCUAUGUUGUGAGGACCUGGAGGAAUACAGAAACAUGCACAUGAAGCCCCACGCGAAGUCACGUCAACCGCGGAACACGCAUACGGGAAAAGAUGAAGGCUACUGACCGACAGAGGGAUAUCUUCUUUUUCGUACCUGUAGCACGGUCCUGCCUUGGCUGGCUGAACUCCGAUGACGUCACACACAGCAGCGUUUUCCACAUGCUCGUGGCGCAUGCGAACAUACGGCGGCGACAGGCGAACAGCAAACAAAAGACAACUACAACCAGCAGAUAAGUCGUUCCUAGACCGAGCAACUCCUCUGUGUGCGCCAGCUCGACUUCCACGAAGCGAUACGUGAAAGGCUGCGUUCCCUGAUCGAAGGCUUGAGGGAUGUGCUUCGCAAGCACUGCCACCCUACAUAAACACGAAAGCACAACCACGAAAACGUUUCACCAUGUCGCGUGCGAUCUCUCAAUGCGUCUUGAGCCAUAUGUCGGUGCACAUAAAGUGACAUCGACAAGCAAAUAUAGAUAUCUACAUGGCAAGAUGCACUGGAGACGCGUGUGCAAACCGACGACGAAGAGUGUUGCAUUUCGCUACCGACGCGAUUAACUUUAAUCCGGCACUGAACAUGGCGUCAAGUGUGGCA
Molecule: messenger RNA, 2643 nt
Organism: Toxoplasma gondii ME49
Lineage: Eukaryota; Apicomplexa; Conoidasida; Eucoccidiorida; Sarcocystidae
Exons: 15
Coding region: 1-1668 (555 amino acids)
Source: RefSeq, a predicted model, not a curated record